GAUCCGGACCGCCUGUGUCUUGCGCAGCAGGAUUGCAUUCUAGUCAACAUGAGCGAAUCAGAAAAGUCCUACAUGUCUAGCUCCAGCCUAGUUCUCGGAUUAAGCCCUAUCCUCCUUUCUUCUAUCGGCCCCACCGUCAGCGAGAUUGGACUCCUCUCGCUCAGACGGCCUAUCUUGUCCCUGUUGCUCACGUUCGGAACUGUAGGCGUCUAUCCCUCGCGCAUCCUCUCAUAUAUGGAGGAUUCCGCACUCGAUAUUAUUGCAGAACCUACCACACUGGCUGUGUUCCUGAACAAGACGCUUGUACAUGAUACCAUACGCAGGAGAGCGACUGCUAUUUCCGUGGCGCAGUAUGUCAUGGUAGCUUUGGCCGUAUUCAACGUGACUUAUACGUCGUGGCAGCUUGGCGUGGCUACGGUACUCAACUUUGUCUGCCAGAGCUCCUUCAUGCCCCUGAUUUGGACCACGUUGCCUGUCUUCAUUCACCUGCCGGCGGCUCUAGCUCUGCGCGCCAACAAGAAGGCACCAGCUGCGGUAUCGACGUCAUCUGAACCCGCAAGAGCUAUGAAUGGUUCAAAGUCCUUGGUCUGGUCUUCUCUCACUUCCGAAGUAGCCCUGUAUGCGCUGCGAGAGGAGCCACUCGACUUGGACGCCCUCAGACCGACCCCUAGGUUGAUUUUCUGGCACUGGGUGGCGACCGUAUUUUCCUUCGUUCAUGUGCUUGUCGGCAUCAUUAUCUUCUCGUCGUUGUUGCUCACCAUGACUACGGACGCGGCCAUCAUCUUGCUACGAUACGCCGCAUCUGCCUUAGCUUGUAGGUUGAUAAUAGUUUUUGAGCUCGCCGGUUUCCGAUGGUCCCGAGCCAGGCGCAGGAAUGUAAACGGAUAAAUGACACAGCUCGCUAGCCGAUAGCCUCAAGAUAUUUUCUAGCAGGGACUGCGCUGCCGCUGGACGGAGUCUCCUCGAGAGUCGACCGAGUAGCUCCAUGGAAUGAAGCGAUGUGCUGCUUGGGGGUGUUUGCCGGAACUGUGCACCAGCUGUGGGCCGGGUACGAAUGUGCUAACGUUGCAGUACAAUACUGUAUGUACAGUAAUAAUACCGCGCGUAAGGCGACACGUUCAGUCGCAGGCACGAUCGAGAAAUACACCAAGGUUG
Molecule: messenger RNA, 1155 nt
Organism: Truncatella angustata
Lineage: Eukaryota; Fungi; Ascomycota; Sordariomycetes; Amphisphaeriales; Sporocadaceae
Exons: 1
Coding region: 49-888 (279 amino acids)
Source: RefSeq, a predicted model, not a curated record